AUUUCAGACCAAUAUUAUUGCGAAGUCUUCGGCUCUUCGCUCGCCACUCAUCCUCCUCCUCUUCCUCCUAAAAAUCUGACCCUCUCUCUGUUUUGGUGUCGGAAAACCGAUGGCGAGGUCUCAAUUGAUCAAUCUGAUUGGGCUGUUGGGACUCUUCCUGUCGGUGGCUUUACUACUUGUUCCGUCGACUUCAGCCGCAUCUACGAAAGUUCGAUACUGCGAUAAGAAGGCUCAGUAUGCUGUUAAGGUCAGUGGAGUUGACAUCACACCUUACCCUAUCACAAGGAACAAGAAAACUACCUUCAAAAUCGCUGCAUCUACAGAUGCAACCAUCGCUGGAGGGGAACUAGUGAUUGAUGUGUCCUACUUUGGAUUCAAUGUUCGCACGGAGAAACAUAAUCUUUGUAACGAGACAUCGUGCCCUGUGACUGCAGGAGAUUUUGAGAUUGCUCACUCGCAAGUUUUACCGGGAUAUACCCCACCUGGUUCCUACACGCUCAAAUUGAAAUUGUCGGAUGCUAACAAGCAGCUGUUGACAUGCAUUAACUUUGACUUCAGCAUAGGCUUUGUUGCAACGGAGGAUGUAGCCGAUACUUGAGUGCUUGGAAGAUUUAGUCAACAUUGGCCAUUUGGUUUUAAAAAAUAAAAUAUGUGUAUAGAUGACUUGUGUUACUAAGCUACCUCUAUUGGUACUAUGUGACGUCUAAGAUUGUUCUUACCGUUCUCUUUUCCUGGAUCAGAUGUCAAACACGAGGUACUAUGAGUGAAACUUCGUACUCAGUCUCCAUUGAGUUGAACUUCCAGAGUAUAAUGUACUAAAUUUACUAGCCAACUGAUCCUUCAAAAAAGUUAUAGAUCUGCACGAUGACGAAACUCUGAUCAUCUUUGCCUA
Molecule: messenger RNA, 892 nt
Organism: Coffea eugenioides
Lineage: Eukaryota; Viridiplantae; Streptophyta; Magnoliopsida; Gentianales; Rubiaceae
Product: putative phosphatidylglycerol/phosphatidylinositol transfer protein DDB_G0282179
Exons: 4
Coding region: 110-598 (162 amino acids)
Biological process (GO): intracellular sterol transport
Molecular function (GO): sterol binding
Source: RefSeq, a predicted model, not a curated record